AUGGUAGAACAAUUGGAAAGCAGAGUCCUGGGAAUAGAGCAGUGGCAAGAAGAGCUAAUCAGCAAAAUGAAUAAGUUGUUGGACCUGAUGAUGGAUAAAGGCAAGACUGUGCCACCACAAAAUGUUGAGGAAGAGUCAAACCCCACCUACCCUCGAGGAUUCACCCCGUUGCAUGGGCAAACCUCGACACAACCUCCAAUUGUUGCAGAAAAUCCCCCACCGAAAAGUGCUUCAUUCAUACCCACCGCACCAACAUUAGGGGUCCCAGCAGUCGGAAUACCCCCGACAAUGAUGACAGAUGUGGGGGCAGACAGAAUUGCAACUAAGCGUCGGUACGAAGUGCUUAAGGAAUGGUUAAGGGCCACUGAAGGGUCCAAUUCAUUCGAUACAGUUGAUCUGAUAGACCUCUACUUGGUGCUGAAGGUUACUCUACCACUGAAGUUUAAGAUGCCCGAUUUUGAAAAGUACAAUGGAACUCGGUGUCCUCAUGCUCACUUACUAAUAUAUUGUCAAGCAAUGGCGGCGUACUCAGACAAUGAAAAACUAAUUGAUGCACUGCUUCCAGAGCCGUUUGACCGGAUCUACCAUCCAAUGGAAAUGGAAAAGAAGCCUACUGAAACAUUUAAGGAAUACGCUUACAGGUGGAGGAAUAUGGCAAUCCAAGUGGAUCCCCCUGUGAGCGAGCGAGAAGCCAUCUCAUUAUUCGUGGGUACGCUAAAAAACCCCUACCGCAUGCACCUUCGGAGAGCCACUCCCCAUGAUUUCAUGGAUGUCGUGCCAACAAGAGGGAGAAUCGAAGCUAACAUCAAGGCAAGCUUAGUCAGAGAUGGCGUAAAUGAGGCCAGUCUGGGCAAAAGAUGGAUGGGCAGGAAGAAAGAUGAAGAAACUCACAUGGUCCAGGGGCAUUACUACCAGGGAGGUGGAAAUCGGUGGCCUAAAAGGAAUUUUUUUUUCGGACCCCCUGUCAAUCAGGUUGCGCAAACAGGCGCGAGACUUCAAAGAGCUCCUCCUGAGCCAAUGUCGGCCUAA
Molecule: messenger RNA, 1029 nt
Organism: Malania oleifera
Lineage: Eukaryota; Viridiplantae; Streptophyta; Magnoliopsida; Santalales; Ximeniaceae
Exons: 2
Coding region: 1-1029 (342 amino acids)
Source: RefSeq, a predicted model, not a curated record